This is a messenger RNA of Paramecium sonneborni, 839 nucleotides long. Lineage: Eukaryota; Ciliophora; Oligohymenophorea; Peniculida; Parameciidae. The record is from the annotation of a GenBank genome assembly.
AUGUUUUAAAAUUAUUAAAAGGAAAAAGAAAUUCAUAAAGAAUUGUGUGGUUAUUAUAUUUAAGGGGGAAGAAAUAUUAAUUUAUAUAAAUAUUUUAUCUCCAAAGAUUUAAUAAUUAAUAUAAAUUUCUAAUUUCCUCAAAAUUUCUAUGGAUAAAAACAAAUCAAAAUAUACUAUUCCGUCUUUCAUUAUAAAAUUGUAUGCAAUUUUGGAAGAUUUAGUAAAGAUUAAUAUUAAUAGAAAGAAAAAUUUGCCAAUUAUCGCCUGGGCACCAUAAGGAGAUGCAUUUAUUGUUCUAAAUCCUGAAUUGUUGGAACAAAAAAUAUUGCCUUAACAUUUUAAACAUAAUCACUUUACUUCUUUCUUAAGACAGUUGAAUAUGUAUGAUUUUUAGAAGAUUCGAAAUCAGAAUAAUUAGUAAGUAUUUUGGCAUCAAAAUUUUUUAAAAGGAAAAGAGUAAUAUUAAUUUAUAAAUUAGACAUCUAUUAGUUUUACUAAAAAGAAGCUAGAAUAAAAUGUAAUAAAAACAAAAGUUGAAUCAUUAAUGUUUUUAAAGAUUCUUAAUAGAUGAGAUAACUUCAAUAAAAUAAAAUUUAAAUUAAGACGAAUAAUAAUUCACGCAUAUUAUUAACUAACAUGAGAUUAUACUAUAACAACACAAAUAAAUUUACUUAGAUUUAUAAUAACAGAGAGAAUAAAUGGAUGUCAAAUAUGAAAAAUUAACUGGAUAAGUUUAAGCUAUUAUUAGUUUAUAGAAAAUAGAUUCUACUAGCUAAUUCUUUGAAGGCUGUUCUUAAGAAGAAGAACAAUCAGAAUUUUUCUAUUCCUAAAAUCUCUGA